Molecule: messenger RNA, 492 nt
Organism: Lachancea sp. 'fantastica'
Lineage: Eukaryota; Fungi; Ascomycota; Saccharomycetes; Saccharomycetales; Saccharomycetaceae
Source: the annotation of a GenBank genome assembly
AUGACACAAGGAAGGGGGACUGAAACCCAAGGAAGUAGCUCGGUUACCAUUUCGGAACCCGUUCCAGUUUUACAGCUUCGCGGGGCAACGAAUAUUCGGCCCACGAUCGGAUCCAAUGCCAAUCAGCGAAAUAAUGUUCACUGGAAAGAAGACGUUGUGGAUAAUGAGCAUUUAAAUAAAAAGAAAUCUAAAGUCUGUUGCAUUUUCCAUCCUCAGCAGAAUUUCGAAGACACAGACGCUAACGAAUGCGAUGAUCAUUGUCACGAACACUCAUCAUCGUCCUCGUCUUCAUCGUCCGAAUCAGAUGCUGAAAACUCUAAGAAAUUGGAUUUUGAAAGCAGAAGGAAGGCAAGGAAAGAAAGGCGUCACCGCAAGCUUCAGCAGAAGAGGUCUUCGAGUCCAAACGCAUACGAGUUUCAGCCAGAUUACAGUAACUUACGAGAUAAACCUGGUGGCUCCGGUAGCAACGCGUCCGAAGCUCAACAAAAAUGA